Molecule: messenger RNA, 707 nt
Organism: Ixodes scapularis (black-legged tick)
Lineage: Eukaryota; Metazoa; Arthropoda; Arachnida; Ixodida; Ixodidae
Gene: RpL23A
Product: 60S ribosomal protein L23a
Exons: 1
Coding region: 71-673 (200 amino acids)
Biological process (GO): ribosomal large subunit assembly; translation
Cellular component (GO): ribosome; cytosolic large ribosomal subunit
Molecular function (GO): structural constituent of ribosome; rRNA binding
Source: RefSeq, a predicted model, not a curated record
UAGGCUUAUCCUUUUCCUAUAUUACACGUGUAGGGAACAGUCCCAAGACCUCGCGUGUCCCUCAAAAAGCAUGCCUCCGAAGGGUAAGAAACCCCCCGCAGCCGCCGCAAAGGCCGACAAACCCGAGAAGGAGAAGAAGCCCGCCGCCGCUGCCGCUCCUGAGAAGAAGGAGGCCGCCCCAGCCGCGCCGAAAGCCGCCGAAAAGAAGCAAGCUGCCAAGAAGGGCAAGGAUGCCGGCGGUCAGGCAAAGGCCCGCGCCAAGGCGAUGGCCGCCCGACGAAAGGUAGUCAAGGGAACCCACGGGACCCGGACAAAAAAGAUCCGCACGUCCGUCAAGUUCCGUCGCCCCAAGACUCUGUCGCUGCCCCGCAAGCCCAAGUACCCGCAGAGGAGCGUGCCCAGGCGGACCCGUCUCGAUCAGUUCUCCAUCAUCAAGCACCCGCUGACGACGGAGUCUGCGAUGAAGAAGAUCGAGGAUAACAACACGCUGGUGUUCAUCGUCCACCUGCGGGCCAACAAGCACCAGAUCAAGGCGGCCGUGAAGAAGCUGUACGACAUCGAUGUGGCCAAAGUCAACACGCUCAUCCGGCCCGAUGGACAAAAGAAGGCCUACGUGAGGCUGGCUCCCGACUACGACGCGCUCGACGUGGCCAACAAGAUCGGCAUCAUAUAGAGCGUCCCUCCCUGGAAUAAAGCGGUUUGUGAGA